Branchiostoma belcheri (Belcher's lancelet) is the source of this 645-nucleotide messenger RNA. Its product is annotated as NADH dehydrogenase [ubiquinone] 1 alpha subcomplex subunit 8-like. The coding region runs from base 116 to 637 and encodes 173 amino acids. The record is from RefSeq and is a predicted model, not a curated record. The transcript is spliced from 4 exons. Lineage: Eukaryota; Metazoa; Chordata; Leptocardii; Amphioxiformes; Branchiostomatidae. Gene Ontology annotation, biological process: mitochondrial electron transport, NADH to ubiquinone.
GUCGCAAAAUCUCGCGAGACUUUAUGCGCCAUUUUGAGGAUCAUCUUCGAGGGUCAGCAUCUCCAUCGGGCUGACCUCUAAAUUUUCGCUCACAGAAAGCCGGAGAAAAAGUGAGAUGCCAACUCUUGAUCAGCUCCCAACCUAUGAAGAACUCGAUGUCGAUGAGGUGAAUGUCACCUCCGCCGUACUGAAGGCUGGAGCCCACCAUUAUGGCAAAUACUGCGACAAAGUCAACAAGGAGUUCAUGCUGUGUCGAUGGGAGGAGAAGGACCCCCGGAAGUGUCUGAAGGAAGGCCGGGAGGUGAAUGAGUGUGCCCUGGACUUCUUCAGAAAGAUCAAAGGCACCUGUCACGACUCCUUCACAGAGUACUGGACCUGUCUGGACAACACCAAGAACAUGAGACUGCGACAUUGCCGUAAGCAGCAGGCAGCAUUUGACCAGUGUGCGCUGGACAAGUUGGGCUGGGUCAGACCAGAGCCUGGGGAACUUUCUCAGGUGACCAAAGUAAAGACAGAACGUCCCAAACCAGAGAACGUAUACAAGUCCCGCCCCCGCCCUGAACCCAACCCUCCUCUGGACCCUGCACUGGAGCUGAAACCCUCCCACGGUGGCAGCCGAUUCUUCUUCUGGUGGUGAUGAGUGUU